AUGUAUAUCAAACAGAUCAUCAUCCAGGGGUUUAAGAGCUACAAAGAUCAAACAGUGAUCGAACCCUUUUCCCCAAAACACAAUGUCAUCGUCGGACGCAAUGGAUCGGGGAAGAGUAACUUCUUCGCGGCGAUUAGAUUCGUUCUUAGCGAUGCAUACACACAUAUGGGGAGAGAGGAACGGCAGGCGCUAUUACAUGAGGGCUCUGGGUCCGCGGUGAUGUCGGCCUACGUUGAAAUCAUUUUCGAUAACUCCGACGAACGAUUCCCCACAGGCAAGAAAGAACUGAUACUACGACGGACUAUCGGGACAAAGAAGGAUGAAUACACUCUGGAUCGCAAAAACGCGACCAAGGCUGAUGUGAUGAAUUUACUCGAAUCUGCCGGUUUCUCGCGAUCAAAUCCUUACUACAUCGUUCCCCAGGGUCGUGUCACGACCUUAACAAAUAUGAAAGAUUCGGAGCGCUUGGUUCUCCUCAAAGAAGUCGCUGGCACACAGGUAUACGAGGCGCGUCGGACAGAAUCAUUGAAGAUCAUGAACGAAACAGAUAAUAAGAGGGCGAAGAUCGACGAAUCGCUGGACUAUAUUAAUGAGCGGCUUGCAGAACUAGAAGAAGAAAAGGACGAACUUAAGAACUAUCAAGAGAAGGAUAGGGAACGGCGAUGUCUUGAAUAUACAAUUUAUUCCCGUGAGCAGGCAGAAAUCGCAGCUGCUCUCGAAAACAUUGAAUGGCACCGCCAGACGGGAGUGGAGGACACAGAUGCCAACCGCAACCGAUUCAUCCAGGGCGAAAAUGACAUUGCACAGAUAGAUGCUGAGAUUUCGGAACUAAAACAGUCAAUAGAGCUACUGAAGAUGGAAAAGGUCCAGAUGGAGGAGGAUCGUCGCGACAUAUCGCGAGCUCUGGCACAAACUGAACUACAAGCCAAGUCUCUUUCAGAGGGACAAUCAGCUGUCCAACAAGCUAAGGCUCGACGCGAGGCAAAUUUGAAAGCCGUCCAAUCAGCUAUAAAGGGGCGUGAGAAGGAGCUCAGCCAGAUUCUUCCGCAAUUCGAAGCUAAAAAAAAGGAGGAGGAAGCUGUGAAAGCGAAGUUGGACGAAGCUGAAACGGCGCGACAACGUCUAUACGCAAAGCAAGGCCGUAAUUCAAAAUUUAGAAACAAAUCUGAGCGUGAUAAAUGGCUUCAACGUGAAAUCCAGGAUACAUAUACGUCACUCUCAACGGUCAAGGCUGUCAGGAUGCAAACAGAAGAAGAAAUCAGGGAGCUUGAGAAUGAUAUAGCUCUUCUGGAACCUGAGGCUGAAAGAUUGCGUAAGCAGCUUGAUGGCCGGGGGGACGCCAUCCAAUCUAUGGAACAAGAGGUGCAGGGGGCGAAGGAUGAAAGAGACCGACUAAUGGACCAAAGAAAGGAAUUAUGGAGAGAAGAGGCAAGGCUCGAUUCUAUCAUAUCCAAUGCCUCGCAAGAGUUGGAUCGUGCGGAACGGAACCUUUCUCAUAUGAUGGAUCAUAAUACCAGCCGCGGCCUCGCCGCUGUCCGUCGGAUUAAACGGCAACUAAAUCUCGAAGGGGUCUAUGGCACAGUUGCUGAACUUCUCGAGGUUAAUGAAAGGUAUCGCACCGCUGUCGAGGUUACCGCUGGCCAGAGUCUUUUCCAUUAUGUCGUCGAUACGGAUGAAACUGCUACAAAAGUGCUGGAAGUAUUACAGAAAGAAAAGUUGGGAAGAGUUACAUUUAUGCCGCUGAACCGACUCAAGCCCAGACCCGCAAAUGUUCCGCGGGCCAGUGAUACCAUACCAAUGAUUGAGAAGCUGGUGUACGAUUCUGAAUAUGAAAAAGCUUUUCAGCAAGUUUUCGGCAAAACUAUAAUUUGUCCUAACCUUCAAAUCGCAUCUCAAUACGCUCGAAGUCAUGGAGUCAAUGCUAUUACACCGGAAGGCGAUCGGUCAGACAAACGCGGUGCGUUGACUGGUGGUUUCCACGACUCCCGCCAAUCUCGUCUUGAAGCUCUUAAGGCUGUUACCAAAUGGCGGGAUGAGGUUGAAUCCAAACGGAAUCGUGGUACCGAAAUUAGACGGGAACUUGAAAAGAUGGAUCAGUUGAUCACCAAAGCCGUGGGAGAGUUGCAGAAGCUUGAACAGCGGAGGCAGCAAUUCCAAGGCAGCAACAUCCCUCUCCGUCAAGAGAUUAAAAGCAAGCGUGAUAUGCUUCAAAAUAAGACCGAUAAUUUAGAGGCAAAGUCGCGAGCUCUCCGAAACAUGGAGGCCAAUGUUAAGGCAUUAACAGAUCUGAUUUCUGCGCACGAGGAAGAGCUGUCUACUCAUUUUGAGAAAGCUUUAACAAAUGCGGAAGAAGCGAAGCUUGAAUCUCUAAAUUCAACUGUGCAAGAGCUCAGAAGCCAGCAUUCAGAAUUAUCUAGCAGUCGCAGUGAGCUCGAAGCAAGCAAGUCAGUGAUUGAAGUCGAACUCCGCGAGAACUUACAUCCCAAGUUAGAGCAGCUGAUCGGCCAUGAGUUCGAUUCUGGUGAGGAAAUUACACACGGAACUCUCAAGGAAAGCCAACGAGAACUCGAGCGACUGACCAAAUCUCUCAACACUCUCGAUCGUCGUCUCAAGAAACUAGAAGAGUCAGUGGAGAAGGGAUCAGCUGAAAUGGCCCAAUUAGAACAGCGCAAAUCUGAUAUCAAACGAGACUUGGAAGAUCUAGCCAGAUCUAUUGAAAAGCACCAACGACGAAUGGAAAAGAAUAUGCAGAAAAAAGCGGCCCUGGCGAAACAAGCGGCCGAAUGCAGCGCUAACAUCCGCGAUCUUGGAGUUCUCCCCGACGACGCCUUUACGAAAUUCAAGAACACCGAUUCCAAUACCGUGGUCAAACGACUGCAUAAAGUCAACGAAGCUCUGAAGAAGUUCUCCCAUGUCAACAAGCAAGCGUUCGAGCAGCAUAAUGGUUUUACGAAACAGCGAGAAACGCUAACAAAGAGACGGGAGGAGCUUGAUUCCUCUCAAAAAUCAAUCGAAGAGUUGAUCACGGUCUUGGACCAUCGGAAGGACGCCGCCAUCGAGCUGACCUUCAAGCAAGUGUCAAGGGAGUUCGCCCAGAUUUUCGAGAAACUGGUGCCUGCGGGUCGAGGUCGUUUGAUCAUCCAGCGGAAGACUGAUCAUGCGGCUCGGCAGGCGGAUGAACUUGGCUCUGACGAGGAAGAGGCACGAAACAGCGUAGAGAACUACGUUGGUGUUGGUAUCAGUGUUAGUUUCAAUAGCAAGCACGACGAGCAGCAACGCAUCCAACAACUCAGCGGUGGACAGAAGAGCCUCUGCGCGCUAGCUCUCGUCUUCGCCAUCCAAGCGUGCGACCCAGCCCCCUUUUAUCUGUUUGAUGAAAUCGACGCAAAUCUAGACGCGCAGUACCGAACUGCCGUCGCGCAAAUGCUUAAGUCUAUUUCAGAGGAGACCAAUGGUCAAUUUAUUUGCACGACGUUCAGGCCGGAGAUGUUGCUUGUUGCGAAGAAGUGCUAUGGUGUCAGUUUCCGCAACAAGGCUAGCACCAUUGACGUGGUGUCGAGGGAGGAGGCGCUGAAGUUCGUGGAGGAGCAGAAGACCUAG
Messenger RNA from Paracoccidioides brasiliensis Pb18, 3600 nucleotides. RefSeq names its product chromosome segregation protein sudA. Gene Ontology annotation, biological process: mitotic sister chromatid cohesion. Bases 1 to 3600 code for a protein of 1199 amino acids. Gene Ontology annotation, cellular component: chromosome. The transcript has 5 exons. The record is from RefSeq and is a predicted model, not a curated record. Gene Ontology annotation, molecular function: double-stranded DNA binding; protein binding; ATP binding.